GGAACAUUUUUGAUUUAAUUACCAGUGAUGCACCGGAGAAUCAGCUUCGUAGGCAGAGAGCAGUGUGUCUGCUGGCCGGCUGCAGGGUGAGCGAGGCACAGCUUCAGUCUCUGCUCUAAUGGAUGAAGACAGGGAUCACAGAUGUUACGCUGACAGAUGUGAGCUCAUCGUGAAGAGAAGGACUGAUUUCCUGAAACUUGCUUUGUAACAGCAGAGCUGAAUCAGUCCUUUGGUUUGACGGUGAAACCAUUCAAACCCAGUAAUAUCCAUCUCAAACACACACCUACACUGGUACUGGUCUUGAAGGUCUCUGCAAACUGACACCGUCCAUUAUUAACUGAAUACAUGAUCCUAUCUUUGUUAUCUACAUCAUAACAUCACAAUAAAACAUCAACUGUGAACCAGUUAAUCUUUAUGGGUAUGAACUGGACUUUGAACGGCUUAUUUUCAAGAGUGAACUGGUUCAACAGGGAGAAGGAGCACGAGGACAGGGAGCGGUCAGACUCCAUUUUCACCUGGACGAGCAGAAGGAAGGAUAGUGAGCAGCAGUGGUCACCAACCAGUGGAGAGUCUUCACUGGAUCCCAGUAAAGCUCUGGACUCAUUGGCUGAGUUAACCAGAAGGAAAUAGACCAGACCUUGAAUAUCUAGAAAAGCAGCGUGGUCUGAACCACAACUGAGCCGCAGCCGGUGCAACAUGGACGAGGACACUUCAGAGCAAGUUGGACCCUCAACCACAAAAGGUCAGGACCACAGACUGAGAGCAGAGUCUCCAGGGUCCAGCUGUCUGUCUCUGAAGAGUGACUGGUCCAAAGGAUUUCCUCUAGACUUCAGUAAUGAACCUGGACCCUCAACCACAAAACUGAGAGCAGAGUCUCCAGGGUCCAGCUGUCUGUCUCUGAAGAGUGACUGGUCCAAAGGAUUUCCUCUAGACUUCAGUAAUGAACCUGGACCCUCACCCACAAAGGAGAGGAAGAGGAGUCAUGUUUCUGAGGAGGAGCAGUCGUCCUGCUGUGCUUCGUGUCAGGACGUCCUGAAGGAUCCAGUCUCCACCAGCUGUGGACACUGGUUCUGCAGACAGUGCAUCACCUCAUACUGGGACCAGUCUGGUUCUUCAGGAGACUCCUCCUGUCCCCAGUGUGGACAAAGAUCCAGAACAGGAGCUGGAGCAGAUCGUGGUCUUCAGGAGGUUUCAGAUGAACAUAAGCUCAGUGUGAGGAGGAGAUGUGAACAUGUGACUGAAGGAAGUGAUGAAACAGGAAGUAGAACCCUCCUCAACAGGAUCUACACUGAGCUCCACAUCACAGAGGGACAGAGUGAAGAGGUUAAUACUCAACAUGAGUGGAGGCAGCUUGAGACGGCUUCCAAGAUGAAGAUCCUCCAGGACACUCCCAUCAAGGUCCACGACAUCUUUAAAGCCUCCACUGACCAGCAGAGCAGCAUCAGAGUCGUCCUGACCAACGGCGUCGCUGGCGUUGGAAAAACCUUCUUGGUGCAGAAGUUCACUCUGGACUGGGCAGAGUGUUUAGAGAACCAGGAUGUGGGUCUGCUGGCUGUGCUUUCGUUCAGGGAGCUGAACCUGGUGAAGGACCAGCAGCACAGUCUUCUCACGCUGCUCCAUGUUUUCCAUCCAGAGUUACAGAAGCUCACGGCAGAGACGCUCGCUGUCUGUAAACCUUUGUUCAUCUUUGACGGCCUGGAUGAAAGCAGACCUUCUCUGGACUUCAACCACAGGGAGCUUGUGUCUGAGGUCACACAGAGGUCAUCAGUCAACGUGCUGCUGACAAACCUCAUCCGGGGGAAUCUGCUUCCCUCGGCUCUCGUCUGGAUAACCUCCAGACCUGCGGCGGCCAAUCAGAUCCCUCCUGCAUGUGUUGACAGGUUCACAGAAGUACGAGGCUUCACUGACGCCCAGAAGGAGGAGUACUUCAAGAGGAGAUUCAGUGAUGAAGAGCUGUGCAGCAGAAUCAUCUCGCACAUCAAGACGUCCAGGAGCCUCCACAUCAUGUGUCAAAUCCCAGUCUUCUGCUGGAUCACUGCUACAGUUCUGGAGCACAUGUUGACCACAGACCAGAGAGGAGAGCUGCCCAAGACCCUGACUGACCUGUACUCACACUUCCUGAUGGUUCAGACAAAGAGGAAAAACAACAAGUACGGUGAGGGACAUGAGACGAGUCCACAGCAGCUGACGGAGGCUGACAGGGACGUUCUCCUGAAGCUGGGGAGGCUGGCGUUUGAACAUCUGACGAAAGGAAACAUCAUGUUCUACCAAGAAGACCUGGAGCGGAGUGGUCUUCAUGUCACAGAGGCCUCGGUGUACUCAGGAGUUUGUACUGAGAUCUUCAGAAGAGAGUGUGUGAUCUUCCAGAAAUCAGUCUACUGCUUUGUUCAUCUGAGCGUUCAGGAGUUUCUGGCUGCAGUCUACAUGUUCCAUUGUUACACCAAGAGGAACACAGAAGAAUUCAACAACUUCCUGGGAACAAAUUGUUACACAGUCAAUACCUUCUCCCUGAAUGACCUCCUGAAGAUAACACUGAAGAAAUCCCUCACCAGUACAAAUGGUCAUCUGGACCUGUUUGUUCGCUUCCUUCACGGCCUCAGUCUGGAGUCAAACCAGAGAGUCUUAGGAGGCCUGCUCGGUCGGACAGGGAACAAUCCAAAGAUCAUCCAGAGAGUCAUCAAGAACCUGAAGGAGAUGAAGAGUGAUAACAUUUCUCCUGACAGAAGCAUCAACAUCUUCCACUGUCUGACUGAGAUGAACGACCACUCAGUUCAUCAGCAGAUGAAACAGUUCCUGACGUCAGAGAACAGAUCGAAGGAGAAACUCUCUGAGAUCCACUGCUCAGCUCUGGCCUACAUGCUGCAGAUGUCAGAGGAGGUUCUGGAUGAGUUGGACCUGGACAAGUUCAACACAUCAGACCAGGGUCGACGGAGACUGAUCCCAGCUGUGAGGAACUGCAGGAAGGCUCAACUCAGUGGUUGUCCACUCUCAGAGACUCAGUGGGAAGUCGUGGCCUCAGCUCUGAAGUCAGACCCCUCACAUCUGAGAGAACUGGAUCUGAGUAGGAACAACCUGCAGGAUUCAGCAGUGAAGCUGCUGUGUUCUGGACUGGAGAGUCCAAACUGUCGACUGGAGACUCUGAGGUUGGAUCACUGCAGUCUGUCAGAGAUCAGCUGUUCUUCUCUGGCUUCAGCUCUGAGGUCAAACCCCUCUCAUCUGAAAGAACUGGAUCUGAGUAACAACUACCUGCAGGACUCAGGAGUGAAGGAGCUGUGUGGUUUUCUACAGAGUCCAACCUGUCGACUGGAGACUCUGAGGUUGAAGGACUGCAGACUGGCAGAGAUCAGCUGUUCUUCUCUGGCUUCAGCUCUGAGGUCAAACCCCUCUCAUCUGAGAGAACUGGAUCUGAGCUACAACAUCAGCCUGCAGGACUCUGCAGUGAAGGAGCUAUGUGGUUUUCUACAGAGUCCAACCUGUCGACUGAAGACUCUGAGGUUGGAGGGCUGUAGACUGUCAGAGAUCAGCUGUUCUUCUCUGGCUUCAGCUCUGAGGUCAAACCCCUCUCAUCUGAGAGAAGUGGAUCUGAGUAACAACUACCUGCAGGACUCAGGAGUGAAGGAGCUGUGUGGUUUUCUACAGAGUCCAACCUGUCGACUGGAGACUCUGAGGUUGGAGGGCUGUAGACUGUCAGAGAUCAGCUGUUCUUCUCUGGCUUCAGCUCUGAGAUCAAACCCCUCUCAUCUGAGAAAACUGGAUCUGAGUAACAACUACCUGAAGGACUCAGGAGUGAAGGAGCUGCUUGGUUUUCUACAGAGUCCAACCUGUCGACUGGAGACUCUGUGGUUGAGGAGGUGCAGACUGUCAGAGAUCAGCUGUUCUUCUCUGGCUUCAGCUCUGAUGUCAAACCCCUCUCAUCUGAGAAAACUGGAUCUGACUGACAACAAGCUGCAGGACUCAGGAGUGAAGGAGCUGCUUGAUCUACAGCAGAGGUCAACGUGUCGACUGGAGACUGUGAGGUGGUUGUCUUAGUGGAGGACAGUGUGAAGAGGACAGUGUGUGUGGACGGAGGCUGAGUUGUGUCCUGAGGAUCCAGAGGCUGAAGCAGCAGCAGCUUGUGUGUAGUCUCCAAUCUACACAACCCCUAAUCUGCAUGUGUUUACAAGAUGAAGCCGGAGCACCUGGAGAAAACACGGGGAGAACAUGCAGACUCCACACAGGAAGACCCCAUCUUAACCGGAUUCAAACCAGCAACCUUCUUGCCCUGAUUGUGUUUAUUCACAUGUAGAAUGUGUUUGUUGAAAUGACACAACACAAGCAGAAUAUAUAAACCCUCUAUAAAGAGUCACAUACAGUGUGUUUAAGUUUGUCUUUAUUAUUGUCCACCUUUGUCCCUCAGUGUGUCUCCAUGUGUGUAGAACCACAUUCUGUGUAUAUGUUUGUUUAUGAUCUUAAAGUUCCUGGAUUCACGUCACAAAUUGAUUUAGUUCAACACAUAGUUAAACACAUUGAAAUCAGUUUGAGUUUAAAAUCAGAGUUUUGUCUUUGACACAAAAGAUCAAAACUCUGGACUUAAAAAUGGGACAUUUUCAUUUCUGCAUCAGGUGCAGAGCGGUGGUGGCUUUUCUACUUUUGACCCACAGGUGGCGCUGCAGUAUAACAGCAGCACAUCCCAGUCAAAGCCUUUAUAUUCAGUCUAUGAGUCAAACACAUGGAUCAUUUCCUCUGUGACAAACCAGAUGUAACGAGAAGAAAAACAUCUCAGAGAGAAAAGUUCUGUUUCUACUUGUCUCUGCUUUAAUGCUCAAUAAACAUCCUUCCACCGAC
Molecule: messenger RNA, 4824 nt
Organism: Platichthys flesus (European flounder)
Lineage: Eukaryota; Metazoa; Chordata; Actinopteri; Pleuronectiformes; Pleuronectidae
Product: NACHT, LRR and PYD domains-containing protein 12-like
Exons: 14
Coding region: 697-4029 (1110 amino acids)
Molecular function (GO): protein binding
Source: RefSeq, a predicted model, not a curated record